UGAUGCGCAACCAGAAAGCCGAUCCAGACCGCGAAUGCAAUGUGCUCCACACAGCAAAUCCAGUCUAUUUCAAUUUAAAUUAUUUUAACUGUGCAGAACUAGUAGCCUACAAAGGUCUUUGUCUAUUUGUAUUAUAAGACUCAUACAUUUCUUACCAUCUAGCAAGCAUCGUAGGAUUUCUGAAAAAAAUGAGACAUAGGUGGACAAGUACAUUUUCCUGACUGGACAGCAUUUGAGUGGGUGCAGGGAGCAUCAUUUCCCCGUCUCCAGUCCGUGAGUAGGACGUUCUUCCAGGACUCUCAUCAGUAGCCUAACACUUCGAUUCAGAUUUGAAGUACAUAGGUUAUUCUAUCUCCAUCGUUGAUUAUGGCAUGGCCGUGCAUCACACGGGCUUGCUGCAUUAACCGCUUCUGGAGUGAAUUAGACAAAGCGGACAUCGCCGUGCCUCUGGUUUUCACGAAAUAUUCGGAUGUGGCCGAGGUGCAACACCUCCACCCCCAGCCUCCAUCUAGACAGAAGAGGACCGGACCUAUCACCAUAGAAACCCAACCUUCUCACAGUGAACCGGGGGCGGUGGCGGCCAAGGCACCGCCCGCGACUGGUGCCGCAUCAGGAAAACAUGGCUGUAGUGCGUCUGUGAUGCGCCAGGAUUUCAGGGAAUGGAAAGAUAUACGCCCGGAGCCCAGCUACAAACCCAAGAAUGAAUAUCACCCCUCGGCGACUCCUUUCAACAACGUAACCCAGUAUCAGAAGGAUUAUAAACCAUGGCCUGUCCCGAAAAAGGGAGACCACCCCUGGAUCCCCAAACCCAGCCCCACUGCCUCCUCCGGUGCCCAAGAAGGAGGCGUUGGGACCAAAUUGGAGCAUGCAGCCACAGAGCCCGAGAGCGGUGUGGAGAAGAGUGAAAUUGAAGAAAAGGUGCAAGAGAAAGAAUCCAUAGAGAGGAAAAAGAAACCAAUGAAGGAGAAGAGUGUAGAGAAGAAAGUGAGUGCCAAAACGGAGGGACAGCCACCAGCAGGUGGCACUGUGGAGGGGAAAGGAAGGGCAGCAGCAGACGCGCUGAACAGACAGAUAAAACAGGUCGUCUCAACUGGCACUGGCAGCUCUUAUAGGAAUGAGUUCAAGGCAUACAAAGAUGUGAAGCCAGUGAAGUUAACCAAGCCCCAGUCUCAGUACAAACCUCCUCUGGAUGAGAAGGACAAGACCAGCCUGGAGACCAGCUACAGCGCCACCUACAAGGGGGAGCAGACCAAGGUGCAGCCCACUGACAACAAGUUGCUGGAGCGCAGGAGGAUACGCAGCCUGUACAACGAGCCGGGCGGCAAGGAGACCACCAAGGUGGACAAGACAAAAACCAAACCAAAAAAGACACCAACAACAACGAGCAAAAUGGUGAAAAAGGUGAAAGAGAAGACCAUCGCUGGUGCACUGUCAACCAAGAAGAAAACCUCCACGAGCACCAAACCAGACGAGUCCAAGCCAGGAGGAGUUAUCUCAAAGAAGAGCAAAGAGAUAAGCAAUAGACUGGCUGAGGCAAAAAAGUAAAAACAAAACAUCUCUGCACUACUUAAUUUGGGGAAUUAAAGGCUGCCUAAAGAAUUAGAGAACUCUCAUCCAUUUGGUCUAUCUCUUUCUCUUUGUCUUUUCCUUCAUGUUCCUCAUCUCUGUGUAUACAUACUAGAUGUGGAGCUUUUAAGUUGACAGUUUGACAUCUUCACCAUGCCCUCCUUUAACUAUAAUGCUUUGUUUGUGUGUGUGUGUGUGUGUGUGUGUGUGUGUGUGUGUGUGUGUGUGUGUGUGUGUGUGUGUGUGUGUGUGUGUGUGUGCGUGCGUGCGUGCGUGCGCGUGCGUGUGCGUGUGUGCGUGCGUGUGUGUUUGCGUGCGUGUGUGUGUGUUUGCAUGCGCGUGUGUGCACUUCCUCUCUGUUAAAACUCAGCACCUUUUUUGCACAUUAUUUUGUUGCAUUUGUCAAACCUUUGUAGAAAGAAUGAUUAACCAUUCUAAAACAGAGAGACAUUGAUACACAGUGUGUGGCUCUUAAACGGCUGUUGAAGGCAGUGAGAGGUUUAGCUUUUUUUUCUGACUACCUAUCAUCAUAGUGAUGAUGGAUUCUCUAUGGUUCUUCUUUUCCAUCUCUUAGACGGCAUUGACUAUGUGGUCUCUGCAGAUAUAAAAUCUUAACUACUGUAGCGUUUCCUGGUUACAGUGACUGCGCUCUUUUGACCAAGAUUUAACAUCAUUUAAUAUUUCAUCAUAUUCGGGAGGAUAUCUGGUUUCAUAAAUUUGGUUGCUAAGAAACCAAUUGAACUGUAAUGUAAUUGCUACAACUUGCAUGCAAGGCCCUAUUUGUGGUCCCAAACUAGCUUGUAAUUGAAAUCAUUCAUGAUAAAUCAAAUGGAGGCAAACCAUUUCCAGAAUAACUGCAUGUGUAGUCAUAGUCUGAUCUCAUACCAUAAGUGUCUACACAAACAAACAAGAAAACUGUCACUGACUUACAGUACAAAAGAUGCACUUAGUACUCUGGUGCCUAUUGAAACUGUUAUGUCAACCCACCAGCUUUGUAGUUCUGCCUUCACACACAUGGUUCUACUGCCUUCUUCAAUGUGAGAACCACUCUGUCCACUUUCCAGUUAUUUGAUACAGUAUGAAAACUGAUGUAUUUCUGAUAAUAUAACCCUAUUUAAUGAUUCGUCGUUAUUAUAGUCAUUACAAAGCUGUGAUGCUAUUGGUGUGCAAAAACAUGUAUAAUGUAAAAAAUAAGCAUAUGUAUGAUAUAGGACAUAGGAAAACCUACUGUAUUUACUCAAUCACCUCCACUUUCUUCAAUGGGCUCAGUAGUUAGGUGUAGAAAGAUAAGGAGGGGGCCAGGAUAAGAAGAUCAAAACCACUUUUUGGAACAUGCAGCUGUCUGUCUGGAACCAUUGAUAUCACAUCUAUUCACAGUGAGUGCUACUCUGAAAUCAUCUCACCCUGUCUUUCUCAUGUCUGUGCACCUGCAGUCCGCCAGUGUGUUACAGUAUGUGGCAGUCCUCUCAUAUGCUGCUGUGUGUCUGCUACUGUCUAUUGUACCCCCAGACCACCCUGCUCUCUAGUGCCUGUCAGGGUUCAGUGUGUUAGACCUCCGCAACUCGCCGGCUCCUAGAGCCUGCCCCCCCAGUACAGUAACUAACGUGCUGAGCACACCACACCUCGGUGCUAUUACUCUCUCAUCUAUAUGCUGUCAGUUUGAUGCGAAUGUACUCGAACCGUGUGAAAUGAAGACGAUAUGAUGUCAUUUACUGCAGAUGUGUUGUGAUUGUGUGCUUGUAUUCUCAGCUUGCUCUGAAUGAACUAAUUAAAAAUGUUGAAGCAGAAUCUGAAUGUUGUGACCUAUUAUCAUGAUAGAGUAUUAGUUAAUGCACUUGAAGUCUUGAACUGGCCCAUAGACACUCUCUCAGACUCCUUCAGAAGAGGUAGUGGUUUUUAUUACGCUACAUAGACAAAGAGAGAUUGAAAAACCUAUUGGAAAAUGAGGGCACCAAAACUGCCUCUUUUUAUUUUAGUGGACAUUAAAGAUUCAGAGAAAUGAUGUAAGGUCCACUGAAGAUGGUUUGGUUGCUUUGCUAUUUCUCAUUGGGUGGUACAAUAAAGUGUUUGUUAUGGCAGUGGUA
This is a messenger RNA of Oncorhynchus keta (chum salmon), 3650 nucleotides long. Its product is annotated as microtubule-associated protein 6 homolog. Gene Ontology annotation, cellular component: microtubule; Golgi-associated vesicle; cis-Golgi network. Gene Ontology annotation, molecular function: calmodulin binding; microtubule binding. Gene Ontology annotation, biological process: regulation of microtubule cytoskeleton organization; microtubule cytoskeleton organization; cytoskeleton-dependent intracellular transport. The record is from RefSeq and is a predicted model, not a curated record. Lineage: Eukaryota; Metazoa; Chordata; Actinopteri; Salmoniformes; Salmonidae. The transcript has 3 exons. Bases 367 to 1545 code for a protein of 392 amino acids.